Molecule: messenger RNA, 988 nt
Organism: Spinacia oleracea (spinach)
Lineage: Eukaryota; Viridiplantae; Streptophyta; Magnoliopsida; Caryophyllales; Amaranthaceae
Exons: 2
Coding region: 213-788 (191 amino acids)
Source: RefSeq, a predicted model, not a curated record
UACUGUUCACAUGCUAAACUAUCUAUAAUGAACAUAGAAGCUGUCAUAUACUUAAUGGAACAAUAUAUAAAGUUAGCCUGUUUAGUCAAUUUCUCAGCUUAAUUUCCUGUGACGAUCCAACACAAAUUACAGACAAUUAAGCUAGAUUGUCAUUCAGAAUUCAGAAAGCAACCUUACAGUCCAACAAACUUGGACAAUUGUCUGUCCCCAAAAUGAAUGUUGAUCAUCAUCAUUCUAAAUAUCUUCAUUCAAUUAAAAUCAAAGAAGCCGCCGCAGCGACUACUACUGCUACUGCUACUGGUGGUGGUGGUGGUGCUGGUGCCGCGAGUUUUAAGGUGGGGAGAAGACGAAGAGUAAUGUCUCGAGAGGUUUCUAAUCUGAGUAAUUCUUCCGUGGAGGGUGGUGGUGAUUACCAUGCACAAGAACCCGCGGCUGUGCCCUUUGUGUGGGAAUCAAGUCCAGGUACUCCCAAGCGUCAUACUAUCAUGAGGCUGUCUGUUUCAAGAGAUGAUUCUCCAGAAUUGUCAUCAUCCUCGUCAACCAAAUCAUCAUCGCGGCCCUCUUCAUCAUCAUCAUCAUCACCAUCCUCGCAAUCGUGUUCUGUGGUGUCAACUCCUUCCCCUAUACAUAGGCACAAGUCAUCAUUUGAGUACGCGAGUGUACAACUAGAUGAGGGGGAAGAUGAUAUGGUGCGUAGUAGCGGUUCGCCUGUUUCUACUUUGUGCUUUAGUCGUCGCCUUUCUUGUUGUAAUGCCAGGUUUCGAGGUCUCUACUCAAAUUGGUUCUAGCUAGCUAGCUUAGAAGUUGAGUUUAUUAGUUUCUCAUUUCCAACCUUGGCUUCUAUGUUUUUGUGAUGGUUAAUUAGAUCCAAUGUUAUGUAAUUAACUAAGUUUACUAAAUGCAAAUAUUUCAUUGUCACUUAUACUACGGGAGUACAAGCUUCAAUUCAUUAGGGAUUGGAAAUGUAUAAUCAUUCUUAUUUUGGCCA